CCAUUAGUUCUAAAGCUGCAGUCGAACAUGAGUGAGGACAUUUGCAACAAAGUGCUCCGAACGCCAGUGGUCACCGGCUGGAAACAGGCAAACCUAGCAGCUGAGGGACGAGAAGAGAGGCAAGCCCAGGGGAGGGGAGGGAAUGGAACGGAAGGAAAGAAGAGAGAAGAGACAGGAGGAGAAGAGAAGAAGAGUGCGAAUAGAACUGUGACAGGUGUCAGCAAUAGUGCACAAUCCGCAGCGGAGCACGAUCCGCAGCCGUUGCGCGCCCUGCCCACUCCGCAUGAAUGUCGCAGCUUCACAUGCAGGCACGACCCGCAUCUUCAGACGCCCUCGCUCCUGGGCGCUUGUAUCGACUCCGACUGCUCGGUCGCAAGGCCCAUCUCUUCACUGUAUUCUCAGUCGCUGCCGAUUGCAUAUUCAAGCUAAUCGUGGGGGCAUUGGUUAUUCGUGCACUCGAUGCUAUUGACGGACCUGUGCCCCCCUCCCACAAUAAGUCCGCUUGACUUUCCCCCGCCACUUGCUUUUCUAAGGCCUGAACCGCGCCGUCAAUAGAAUCCACCCCUGAACAUAUUAACUCCGAAAUGGGGUCGGGGUGCGAUCUCUUAACUCGGGGCAUUUGUGUAUAUACCUCCCAAUAAACGUGGAAAUGCGGCGGACGGGUUCUUGGAAUUUCCGCUCGAGAGAUUUAUUUUCUUCUCUCGAGGGGAUUCUUAUAUUCAAACGCAGCGGGGAUAAUUCGAGGGUCUGAAGGGAGGGCAAUCCACGGCAAGUGGGCCAAAUUUUGGUGCCCCUCAGGAACCGGAUUACGGCGUGCUUGUCUCAGUAGAGCUGAAGCUUGCAGGCUUCCAGGCCGACGUAAGGGAUCUGGAACCGCAAGGCGUGAGCAGAGUAAGUGCGCGAGAUGCAUGAGAUUCUCGAAGAUUCAAGUGAAGCUGCUCCCCGCGGGCUACUACAACGCUUGGUUACUGGACCAACGCAGCCGCUCGGAGUGGAAAUUGGACAAUGCAACUGGGAACGGGUUGAGCUACGAAGGGAUAACGGAAAGCCGAGUUCAUGUGGAGAUGAGAUGAGCCCCCGCCCGCCCUCGCAGCACAUGGUGCUUUGAGCUCGCCCUCGAGCAGCUGAUUAUGCUGCCACGCCUCCGGGCAGUUAAUAGCUCGCGCACUGUAGGACUAGAUGAUGACGUGCGUCCGAUCGUGUUCCGGGUUCAUUCUCUCGGCCUCCCUCACUGUGACAGUCACUCCCCGAGACUGACCGACCGAGUCCUGGCUCGCUGCUGCUCCCCCCUCCCCUCCCCUCGCCUCGUCUUGCCUUCCCUUCCUUCUCUUGCUCGGACGACGGAUGUGAAAAUUCCACAUUCUGUCUACCGCUGACAGUUUGCUGCGAGCGCUGCGAUUCUUCUGCUGCUGCUUGGAUUCGUGGCCAACUUGCGCUCUGGGCCGUGGUAGUCCAUUAUGUAGCCCUGCAAGGGCUGCCACUGAAGAAAAUCUCGAUGAGCUGAGGAGCGAUGCCCAGGCAUGGCGUGGAGUAGACGAACCCAGCGCGUGAUCACCGUGACUUCGCAGCAGUAACAAGAGUAUCAGAGGACGAUGAGUCAAGCGCUGCCGAGAUGUAGGGCGCUUGUGUGCGCGUUGGUUCUGCUCGGUGGUCUUGCAGUAGCGGUCUCUGCCGUCGACGGCGCUUGCGACACCAGCUUCGGCCUGACCAGCUUCUCCUACAACAACAUCCACUUCAUCUCGCACUCAUGGCUCGACGCCGACUCGCACAUCCGCAUGGCCCCCGGCGGAAGGCCUCCGAAUGCGUCCGAGGUAGCGCCGCCCCAGAACGCCCUGGGCCAGGCGCAGGCCAUGCACAAGGAGACUGUGACGCUCGUGGAUCCCCAGUCCAAGAUCGCCGUGUCCUUCAGCACUUCGUUCGCCUUCACCAUGACGACCGGCCGGAAGAGCACGUCGGCCGGGGACGGCAUCGCCUUCAUCGUCGUGCCGGUCGAGGAGGCCGUUGAGACCAUCCCGGGCGGGCACGAGGUCACGGGGCCGAACUACGACGUGAUCUCGAGCGCGCAGUGGAACCUGCUGGCCGUGCAGCUGCACAAGCUGGACACGAAGAGCGAUUUGCAGCUCGGCGGCGACCGGACCAACUUCUCGGGCAGUAGCACGGCCUCGACCAACGUCGACGACCUGCUGACGGACGGGGCCGUGGCCGUGGCCUGGAUAGACUUCGACGCGCGCACGUCGCAGCUGCAGGUGCGCGUGAGCAACACCACCACCAGGCCCGUGGCGCCGGUGGUGGACCGGAAGCUGGACCUGGCCGGAGUGUUCCUCGAGAAGAUGUUCAUCGGGUUCUCGACGCCCGUCUGGGUGACGGUCCACUGGUGGAAUUUCACGUCCAGCUGCUUGGGCAGCCAGCUCCCCAAGGACAUCUCCACCAGCACGCAGAGCAGCAGCACCACAUUCUUCCCCUUCACCAUGCUCAACGACACCAAGGCCGACGAUCCCAGCGGCAAGGAGCUCAUCAUCCUGGUCGCCUCCGUGCUCGCUGGCGCCCUGCUGCUGCUGCUGCUGCUCUGCUACGUCCUGGUCAAGAUCUGCCGCAUCGUCAAGGCCCGCCGAAGGCUCGUUCGCGGCCCCGUCCAUGGGGCCGAUCAGGGGCCUCGUAUUUUCGCCUACAAGGAUCUGAGCCUGGCCACGCAGGGCUUCAAUUCCAACGCCCUGCUCGGCCGGGGAGGCUUCGGGAGCGUGUACAAGGGCACGCUCGAAGGAGGAACGCCCGUGGCCGUGAAGCGGAUCGAGCCCAACAACGCAAAGAAUGGCGAGAGGCAGUUCAUCGCCGAGGUGGCCAGCAUUGGCCGCCUCCGGCACCGCAAUCUGGUGCAGCUCCAGGGCUGGUGCCACGAGAAGGGCGAGCUGCUGCUGGUGUACGACUUCAUGCCCAACGGGAGCUUGGACCGGCUGCUGUUCGGCAAACAGAGGGCCGUGUUCCCGUGGGAGAGCAGAUUCAACAUCGUCCAGGGCGUGGCCUCGGCCUUGGCCUACCUGCACGUGGGCUGGGAGAAGCAGGUCGUGCACAGGGACGUCAAAGCCUCCAAUGUGCUCCUGGAUCACAAUUACCAACCGCGGCUCGGGGAUUUUGGCCUCGCCCGGAUGGUGGACCACAACAAAGCUCCGCUGAGCACGACCGUGGCUGGCACCUACGGGUACUUGGCCCCCGAGAUUGCGUACACGGGGAAGGCCACGGACAAGACCGAUGUGUUUAGCUUCGGUGCCCUGGCCCUGGAGGUGGCCUGCGGCAGGCGGCCGAUCGAGAGGAAGCUGCCGCCCGACGAAAUUAACCUGGUGGAUUGGGUGUGGGGGCUGCACAGCAAGGGCGAACUUCUGAAUGCCGUGGACUCGAGGCUGCAGAGGGGCACUUUCGACACCAUUCAGGUGGCCACCGUGCUGUCCGUGGGGCUGCUUUGCUCGCACCCCGAUCCCACCACCAGGCCUCACAUGCGCCAAGUGGUGCAGAUCCUCCGAGGAGACUUCGGUUGCCCGCCCGUCCCCGCCACCAAACCCAUUGUAAUUCACCAACCACAACAAUCACUUCACGAUCCGAGAGGCCCGUCUCUGACCAAUAACAAGUCUCGAGUUGCAGAUUCCAGCUCCUCCCUUCUUAAUUCCGGCAGAUCUGUGUCGACGACAGAUUCUAGCACGAGCACAAGCUCGCAGUCCCCGCUCCAUCAGGGCCCCAGUUCGCACCUGCCCACUCAAGAUAACUCUCGGUAGAGAUUACCGAAACUUCUGUUUUCUUUAGUUGUAUCUGUUCGACUGUCUGUCAGUGACAGUGAAGAUAACUUCCUUUCUUGCGAGAGUAAGCGGCGGCAAACAUCAAGCCAAGCUUGAACAUUGCAGCCGUUCGUUGUAGGAUAGUAGGUCAGUCCCAGUCAUCAUCAUGUGGAAACUCUAUAACUCCAACUGUGUAGUACUACAUACUCAGAAUUUUGAAAAGAAUCGAUCUCUUCUGAUUGUAUUCACCUUUAGUGUUGUACAUAUAUUUGCAUCUCCGAUAGCAGCGUAAUCUUCUAACG
Marchantia polymorpha subsp. ruderalis is the source of this 4066-nucleotide messenger RNA. The record is from the annotation of a GenBank genome assembly. Lineage: Eukaryota; Viridiplantae; Streptophyta; Marchantiopsida; Marchantiales; Marchantiaceae.